AUGUCUCUAAACUCAUCGCACACCCCGAAUUGCAACGGCGUCAUUCUGUUCAGCGGCGAACGAAUUUUGAUGUAUUGCUCAAAUGUGCACUUAAAGUUUAAAAAGACGAAAGAUCCAUGCUUUAAGAAAACCAAAAAAGGGGUUUUGUAUUUAACAACGCAUAGGAUAAUUUUCAAAAAUAAGAAUAUGCUGGAUUUGUUGAUAUCCUUCUCGAUGCCGUUCGUUUCCAUGAAGAAUGUGACACUCGAACAGCCAUUGCUCUUCCCAAUUAAUGUUCAAGGAAUCAUUGAACCAUUGCCCGAUGGCAAUUUCGACACCGCCGUAUACUUCAAAUUAUCGUUCCCGAAUGGCGGAUGCAUUGAAUUUGGGCGCGCGUUGGCCGUCGCUGUCGAAAUGGCGGCGAGGACGAAAAAUUGGGAAUACAGUCCGACUAGCAUCAUAAUUCACCAGAUUUCUAGUGCGCCCGAAACUUGUUUUACUCAAGGAUACUAUCAAGGAUUUCAGGCGCCGGUUGCUCAUUUUCCUGAACAUCCGCCUGCAUUAUCAACGUUUGUCACUCCGUGCCCACCGCCCUACCCGGGAAUAAGCCAGUCGGAUUCUCAUUCGCACACUAGAUCGAUGUCGAGCGAACAAGCCACUCGAUAG
Molecule: messenger RNA, 645 nt
Organism: Caenorhabditis bovis
Lineage: Eukaryota; Metazoa; Nematoda; Chromadorea; Rhabditida; Rhabditidae
Source: the annotation of a GenBank genome assembly